AUGUGGAGUGCAGGGCGCAAUGUGUCAAACUCUGCUCCCUUGAGUCAGACACCGAGGGGCUCACAGGUUCCUCCCGAGUCACCGGAGGCGCAGGUGGAUUCACAGCGGAAUUCUUUGAGUGUGUCUCAUGCGGUAAUUCCAGUUGAAACCAAUUCAGCCGUGGUUGCCAGUAAUGGCAAUCCGUUCAUUAAAGAAGAGAGCUAUCGCGGCCGCAGUGAAUAUCUCGGCGGCAGCGUUCCGUUUGAUGAAAAUAUGGUCAAACCCGGUCGCGAAACUACGUACACCAACCCCAAAGCAUCAGCGACCGACUUGCAAAUGCUGCGCGACCAGGGUGCCUUUGAAUUACCUCCUGUAUCGGUUCAAAAAGAACUGAUGGCCAGUUUCAACAUGCACUGUGCACCCUGGACACCGGUUGUGGACCCGAAAUGGCUGGAAGAGAAUGCGCCACGAUCGAUGCUGCUCCUCCAGGCCGUCUUCCUCGCUGGAAGCAGAGUUUCCAAAGCUCAUUUGGACUAUGGGUCUAGCGAAGUGUUUUACCGACGAGCAAAGCUACUUUUCUUUUUUGGUGGUUGUGACGACCCCUUGAUUUCUAUUGUGGCCGCCUGCCUGCUGCAUUGGUAUAAUCCAGUUGGACCCGAGGAUGUCUCCACCGACACCAGUGGUUUUUGGAUUCGAACAGCUGGAGCAAUGGCCUUUCAGAUUGGGCUACACAAGGAACCCGCGCCCAAUGCCCGAGAUCGCGGCCUCCGGAGAAGGCUGUGGUGGUCUCUCGUGGUGCGAGACAAUAUAAUUUCUGUUGGCGUCGGCCGACCACGGACUAUCAAUCUACGCGACAGCGAUGUGCUUCCGCCAUCAAUCAAAGAUUUCCCCGUGAACAACUUCAAAUCUCAAUUAUUCCUAGCCUACUGCACGAUAUGCCGGCUUCUGGGAGACACAGUCGAGUCCCACUUACGACAGGAAAUCUCUCGCCAAAGGCAAGUCGAUCUCGAGAACGCUGUCUACCGAUGGGCAAAACAAGUCGUUCCAAGAUUACGAUCAUCUGUUGCAGACCAAGACGAUGCGGCUAUCUGUAAUUUCGAAGUUCAACAGCUACUGGUCAAGUAUUUCGUGGUGCUCACUAUUCUCCAUCGCUCACCUACGCCAGGUAGCGUACCACCCCCAGCAUCGCUGGUCGCAUCUUCGUUCAUUGCGGGGAUUUACGAGGAAUUCUUGCUGCGCGAUGAGCUUCGAUACCUAGGCCCUGUCUUUGCAUUCUAUCCACUAUGCGCUGGACUGUCCCUUCUUUCUAGCUGUCGCUAUUCCCACCUGCAGGGUACCGCCGAACAUGAAUUAACAGUCAUGAAACUCUCCCUUCAAAAGCUAUCCGAAAGGUGGCUCUCAGCGGUCGGACCCUUGCGCGCACUGAACAAAUUGACCGACAAAGUCCGGGAGCUCGGUCUUUUCGGCGAUUCGUCGCCUACUCUCGACCCGGACGCAGCCUCUUUCUUUGAGGGGUUCGACACAAGACUCUGCAAACAAUGGCAGAUCAUUGGACACUCCUCGGAGCCUACAAGUGGAAACACGGGCAUCUCGCCUACCUGCACUAUGGCAGACAUCCAAACCCCUAAUGAUGCCCUUCGUUCCCUUGAUGCUCCGCCAGGACAACCGGUGGAUGCUUACGACUUUGCCUCUCUUGAUAGCUUGAGAAUCGGUGUCACAAAAAAGGUCGUUGGUCCCGGUCCAUGUCUAAUUGAUAUGCUCAUGGUUUCCGUGCCGUGCGUCCGCCCUACACGCUGGGCUAUUGUGCAUUCCACCACGGAAUCUGAGGCCACUGGGCGACACAGAGUGAGCCCCCGUGUGAACACCCCCUGCGCGGACCUCUCGCCGGCCUCGCUGAUCCACUUCCAUUUUUUUCUGCUGGGCCUCUACCCUUGUUACCCGCGUACGGAGAUCCGCGUACUCGGCCUUUGUCGCAGCUUGAGACCUGAGCUCAGCAAGCUCAAGGCGACUUUCCGAGGCCGCUUACCGCUGGGACUGGCGUUUGAACCACCAGUCUCAGGCCUUGAUCCCAUCGACUAUGAGUUGCCGUACCAGUAUCACAAUGCCAAUUAUCUUGGUUGA
This is a messenger RNA of Penicillium concentricum, 2100 nucleotides long. Its product is annotated as fungal specific transcription factor domain-containing protein. Gene Ontology annotation, molecular function: DNA binding; zinc ion binding. The record is from RefSeq and is a predicted model, not a curated record. Lineage: Eukaryota; Fungi; Ascomycota; Eurotiomycetes; Eurotiales; Aspergillaceae. The coding region runs from base 1 to 2100 and encodes 699 amino acids. The transcript is spliced from 4 exons. Gene Ontology annotation, biological process: DNA-templated transcription.